UCUGCUUUUACAGCUCGCCCACCGCACGUGACGGUUACUCCUGCGGAUAAGAUCGUCAAAGAGCCGAGUAACGAACCGUUGAGCAUUGAAUGCGAAGCACUUGGAGUACCCAAACCGAGAAUUAUCUGGCUUUGGAGUGGGCAGUUGGUUGAAGACGGCAAGGAUGAAUUCCGAGUCUAUGAUAUCACACCAAUGGACGCUCAAGACCGCUCAACAAGCAAACUCAUUGCCCAAAGCACCACGAGAACUGGUGUGGCUACCUGCCAGGCCGUGAAUGCUGAAGGGUCAGACGAAACAAAGACAGAGGUGAAGAUCCUUGGACCAGGCAGUGCUCCAUUGCAUAUUCAACCUACACCGAUGCAUACCGGAUUCGAUGUUGCAUGGCAGCCACCAAAAAGGCCAAAUGGACGUAUCAAGAACUACAUCGUCUACUACACCAAGGAUCCAGAUGCACCGCUAUCAGAGUGGAAAUCGGAAACCGUUAGUGGUGACCUCAGGUAA
Molecule: messenger RNA, 501 nt
Organism: Ostertagia ostertagi
Lineage: Eukaryota; Metazoa; Nematoda; Chromadorea; Rhabditida; Trichostrongylidae
Source: the annotation of a GenBank genome assembly